Molecule: messenger RNA, 8092 nt
Organism: Epinephelus fuscoguttatus (brown-marbled grouper)
Lineage: Eukaryota; Metazoa; Chordata; Actinopteri; Perciformes; Serranidae
Gene: ntrk2a
Product: neurotrophic tyrosine kinase, receptor, type 2a
Exons: 20
Coding region: 996-3446 (816 amino acids)
Biological process (GO): protein phosphorylation; multicellular organism development; positive regulation of kinase activity
Cellular component (GO): plasma membrane; axon; signaling receptor complex
Molecular function (GO): ATP binding; brain-derived neurotrophic factor binding; brain-derived neurotrophic factor receptor activity
Source: RefSeq, a predicted model, not a curated record
AGCGACGGUGAUGGUGAGAAUGAUUAUGACAAUUAGAGCCUGUAAAUUGAUGGCUCCUUAUAUCUCAUUUAGGCACAUAAUCUGAAGACAGCUAGUAGAUAAAUUAAAUCACCUCUUCAGCUGAAACCUUUCCCACCCUCCUCUUUCUCCAGCUCUCUUCCUAGCUGUCAGACAAGGACUCUCACACCUCGUUCACAACUCAAGGCAAGGCCGGUGAAGCCUGUCACAGCCCUGGAACUUUAACCCCUGAUGGACCAAAUGUCAAAACAGAUGCGCAAGGCUGCUUAUUAACCAUGAAGUCAGAGUGCGCCCUGCUGAGGUGCCCUUGAGCAAGAGGCUCACCCUGCUGUGCACCUGACCCUUCCCCCAAGAACACGCAGGGCAUGGAGCAUCUCCCUAAAGGGGAUCAAUGAGGUAUCACAUUAUAGCCUACAUGAUCUGCUUAGAUGCUGAGAUCUCCCUGUUGUGCGUUCAUCUCUGCGCGGGAGCAGCGGAACAGCUCCCAUCCUGACUGACAUUUGCUCUGUAGCCUAUCCACCCACCAACCCACCCAACCACCACCACCACCACCACCACCAGUCUCUCUGACGAGAAUCAUCCACACAGAGAACAUUGUGUGGAGCAGGCUCCGGUCGGUGCGUGUCAGCUGAGCAGCUGAGAGGAAGAGGGAGGGUGAGACAGAGAGAGAGGGAGAGAUCCUCCUUGGCACACACCCGUCAGUGUGGCAGUGUGAUUGUGACUGACUGGGCUGACAGACGGGAGAUUCUGGAGGAAACACGCAGGACAGGGACGACACACUCUCCGGGUUUCUCCUCUCUGUCACCGUUGCCACGGCAGAUGGUUUUCUAGCUGCGCCGCCUGUAUCCACCUCAGCAUCGGAUUUUGCUUCAUUUUGUUUUUCCUCCUUGAUUGGCUGAAGCGGGGCUGAACCCAGCCAACCUGGGCCGGGCUGUGGGGCUGUUCAGCGAGCCUUAUAGCUGAAGUUGGCACCCGAGAUGAGCGCCUGGAGACCCGGGAGCGCGGCUCUCUCCUCGCCGGGGAGAGCGUCUGGGUCGUGGCGGUGCUGGUGGUGGUGGUGGGUUGUGUUGAUCGGGGUGGCAGUGGGCUCUAGAGACCCGUGGAUGUCCGCGGAGGCAUGCCCGCCGUCUUGCUCUUGCAGCAGCACCAGGAUAUCCUGCGUGGACCCGGAGCGGGGUAUCAAUGCUUUCCCCGUCCUGCAGAGCGAGGCGGAGAUGGAGAACAUCACCGACAUCUACAUCGCUAACCAGAGCAGUUUCUCCUCCAUCAACGACAAAGACCUGCACUACUACAAGAAUCUCAGGAACCUAACGGUGACCAACAGCAGGCUAACAUAUGUAUCGAAGCUGGCCUUUCAAAACAACCUCAAGCUACAGUACCUGAAUCUGAAAGAUAACAACCUGUCAUCGCUGUCCUGGAGGAUAUUCAAACACCUCAACAUCUCUUAUCUGAUCCUGACAGGGAACCCUCUGCACUGCUCCUGUGAGAACAUGUGGAUCAAGCUGUGGUUAGGAGAGGAGGCAGACACUCAGGAGCUGCGCUGCAUCGAGGAUGGAGGAGCACGCAAGCUGCUGUCCAGACUGACACUGCCUAACUGUGAGGUUCCCAUGGCAACGUUGAGCCCGUCCAAAGUGGUAAAAAUGGAGGGGACACAAGUGGAGCUGUCCUGUACGACCUCUGGAGUGCCCUCUCCUGAGCUCAUAUGGAACAUGGCGUUGGUCUCCAACUAUGAGAUCGUGACAUCAGGCCAGGUGUCAGUGCUGCGACUGUACAACCUGUCGUCGCUGGACCACAACAGCAAGAUCAGCUGCACAGCUGAGAACAUUGUUGGAGAGAAAGAGUCCUCGCUGCUGCUGGAUAUACUCUUUCCUCCUAAGAUCACUAAGCUGAGUGAUGCGAUCCCUGACCAUCACUGGUGCAUCCCUUUCAGUGUCUCAGGAAACCCAGAGCCGCACCUACAGUGGUUUCUGGAUGGUGAAGCAGUGACAGAGGAUGUCUACAUCAUGACCAUGAUCCAUGACAUCACAGAGAGAGAAUACCACGGCUGCCUGCAGCUGGACAGCCCCACACACCUCAACAAUGGCCGAUACACGCUUUUGGCUAAAAACCAAUAUGGGUUGGACCAAAAGGAGGUGGAGGCUCACUUUAUGCGCAAGCCCUGGAAUGGAACGGAGAAGGAGCCUUACUAUUAUGAACUAACCACAGAGGGCCCCCCUGCAGACCCUCCUGAAGACAGAGUCGCUGUGUAUGUGGUGGUCGGCAUCGCUGCUGUAGCCUUCACUGGUUUCCUUCUAAUGUUGGUUAUUCUCAAGUUUGGAGGAAAUUCCAAGUUUGGCAUCAAAGGACCAUCCUCCGUCAUCAGUAACGAUGAUGACUCCGCCUCUCCUCUUCACCACGUCUCCAACGGCAGCAACACUCCAUCUUCCUCAGAGAUGGGCCCUGACGCAGUGAUCAUCGGCAUGACCAAGAUCCCAGUGAUAGAAAACCCUCAGUACUUCAGGAGCACAAACAGCCUGCUCAAAACUGACACGUUCGUCCAGCACAUCAAGAGACACAACAUCGUGCUGAAGAGAGAGCUGGGAGAAGGAGCCUUUGGAAAAGUCUUCCUGGCUGAGUGUUACAACCUCUCACCUGACCAGGAGAAGAUACUGGUGGCUGUCAAGACGCUCAAAGAGGCCAGUGAAAAUGCCAGGAAGGAUUUCCACCGUGAGGCUGAGCUGCUGACCAACCUCCAGCACGAACACAUCGUCACUUUCUAUGGAGUCUGCGUGGAGAGCGACCCUCUCAUCAUGGUGUUUGAGUACAUGAAACACGGUGACCUCAACAAAUUCCUCAGGGCUCACGGUCCUGACGCAGUUCUGAUGGCAGAGGGCCAGACAACCAGACCUGUGGAGCUGACCCAGUCACAGAUGCUGCACAUCGCCCAGCAGAUAGCAUCUGGCAUGGUCUACCUGGCAUCACAGCACUUUGUGCACCGUGAUCUGGCCACCAGGAACUGCCUGGUGGGCGAGAAUCUGCUGGUAAAGAUCGGAGACUUUGGCAUGUCCAGAGACGUCUACAGCACUGACUACUACAGGGUAGGUGUCGGAGGUCACACCAUGCUGCCAAUCCGUUGGAUGCCCCCUGAAAGCAUCAUGUACAGAAAGUUCACCACAGAGAGCGAUGUUUGGAGUCUAGGAGUUGUUCUCUGGGAGAUCUUCACAUAUGGAAAACAGCCGUGGUAUCAGCUCUCCAAUAAUGAGGUGAUAGAGUGUAUAACCCAGGGCAGGGUGCUGCAGCGCCCCAGGACCUGUCCUAAAGAAGUGUACGACCUGAUGCUGGGCUGCUGGCAGAGAGAGCCGCACAUGAGACUCAACAUCAAAGAAAUCCACGGUCUGCUCCUCAAUCUGGCCAAAGCCUCACCUGUAUACCUGGAUAUACUGGGCUGAACACAGGAGGAGGACGGAGGAUGUGUGCGUGUGUGUGUGUGUGUGUGUGUGGGGGGGGGUUUGAGUGGAGAUGGUUACUGUAUCUUAGUGUGUGUGUGUGUGUGUGUGUGUGUGUGUGUGUGUGUGUGUGUGUGUGUGUGUGUGUGUGUGUGUGUGUGCAUUUGCAUGCAUGUGUGUGAGUGUGUGUGGUAGGGUGGACCCGGUGACACCUGUGAAUAAAACGAAGUGUGCGAUGCUCGUGCAAGUGUGCGCGUGCGCAAGGUACCGCUGUACAGGAUGUGAAGCUAUUAUCAAACUCUUAAAGGCAAUCAAAAAAUUCCUCAACUCAUCCCCCAACCACGUCUUUCCUCCCUGCCAAUUUCCUCUCCUUUGUGCAUCUUUACUCCUUCUCCCCCUUCCUUCCCGGAGAGACAUUUACUAAGAGUAAUUUAACUUUGGAGGGGAUAAAAAAAGCUUCUCACUUCUUUUCAAAUGCUUUAAACUGACUGGGGCUAAAUUGAUGAAAACCUGAUUAACAGGACUUUAAAUUUAGUGACUCAUCCCUUCGCUGCCUGUCGGACAAUAGGACUAGUUUGAAGAUCCGGAAAUUUUUCAAGGAGGCGCAGCACUGGGUGGAUUUCCGGAAGCUUCGAUUCCUUUUUGCGUGUAAAUAUGAGACUGUACGAUGGUGAGACAUUUCAGAGGAAAUGGCUCUGUGCGAUGUCGAGCCAUAAAGACACUGUGUUUUCCCCUCUCACCCUGUCUGUCUGUCUGUCUGUCUGUCUACCCGUCUGUCUGUCCGUCUCUCAGAACCGUACAUGAGUAUUAAUGUCAGCAUUCAUCCAACAUGGCCAGAAAAUGACUCCACAGUUGAUGAUUAACACGCUGGUAUGCAUACAGUAGGUCGACUGUACCAGAAAAAUGACUAAGAAAAGAAAACACAAGCUGGUUUCUGCCUGUCAGAUCAAGUUAGGAGGUUUUUGGUUGGCCAGUUUCACGGAAAAUAAUAAAAUCACUAACAAUACAGUGCCUACUGAAGCUGAACAGCUGUGGUGAAAAAGGCUGAGGUAUUGUAAUAUACUAGAAAUAAAUAAAAAAGAAAAAAGACUCGCUUGAUCUGGCACUGAUCUACAAUAUCUCCUCAUGCAGCAGUCUGAUAUACAUGAUUAUGAGGAUAUAUGCACUCACAUAUGCAUACUGUUUUCUGUCACACAUUUAGUUUGCUCAGGCCUGGACUGCACUGUCAUACACAUGGCACAGGGUAACAUGAUGACUACUCCCCCCCCCCCCUGAAGUGACAGAUGCUUCACUUGAGAUUUCAAGCUCUCGUGUUAGAGGUCAAUUGAUUCAUUUGUCCGCAGCUGUCCCGACAAUCGUGAGGUCUUGGUGUUGAGGGGGGGGUGGAGGGCGUAAAGGUUGCUAAGGGAGGCUGGGUUUUGAGUGGUCAGAUCACGGUCAGAUGUGUGGGCGGCGGCGCUGUAGAAGGUGUGGUUCAUUUGGUCAACCCAUAUUAAAUCAUCAAGGCUCUCAGCACUCAGACAUCCUUGAAAACCACAUCUGUGCUUGAGGGGAUGCACAUGAGAACGCACGCGCACGCACACACUGUAUACCUUAUCCCGUCAUCCGUCCAUCUCUGCACACACACACACAGGGAAAGACACUCAAAACGGGACAAGAAGGAAAUUGAAUUGUGCAUGUUUUAUUAUUUGAGCGGUGCAGUGCUUUAGCCAGGCCCCAUCCACUGUAAUGGUGUAAUGUAUAUUUCAUUACAGCCUAAUGGGCUCCAUUAGCACAGUCUCCUCACAGACAUUCAAGACUUAUUGUUUUAUGGCUGAGAAGGAAGGAUGGAGGGAUGGAGAGGUGAAGGAGAAGAAAACAGAGGGAGAGAGAGAGAGGGGCCUGGAAUGAGGAGCAGCAGAGGGGAGAAAUAAGAGGAGAGGUAAUAACGCAUAUUGGGAGAGAAAUGGAGGGGAAGGGACAGAGUUCAGAACGGAAGCAAUGGAGUAGAAAGGAGAAGACGAUGGGAGGGAAAAGGUACGAAUGGGUCGCGUAAAGAAAGAUGGAGGAGAAAGAAAAAUAGAGGGAGAGAGGGGGGGCGAGUGAGAGGAGGUGCGAAUGUCCUCAGGGAGAAAGUGAGAGUGAGCAUCCAUCAUGACUGUGGCCUGCAGAUGUUCUGUAAAGCCACAACUUCGACUUCACGCUCCCAUCGCAUUCCUACGGCUGGCCUCAACCACACGCGUGCACAUUUUUACUGGCAACCCACCAACAGCUUACACUGAAAAUGAACUCAAUAAUACGCCACACAUCCCCAUUAUUGAGAACCACUACAGUCACUUACAGCUCAGCUUGCGUAUCUGGUCAAAUGCUUACAGACUCUCUGUAUAUAUAUACACACACACACACACACACACACACACACACAACUGCUCACAUUGCAUGCAAGGAGACACAUUUAAUGUUUGUUUUUGCAUUUUACUGGGGCAUAUUUUACUCUUUACGGACAUAAUAAAUAGUCAUAAUCACCGCGGUUUCACUGACAGCCAUUUGAAUUCGCUGUAAAACAUCAAUCUGGAAUUACAUUUAUUAACAACAGCACUUGAUGGAAUUGGUGUUUGUGAACUUGAAAAUGUUGAUUUGAUUGAUUUAUAGUAUUAUUUAUAAAUUAAGAAGCAUUUUGUACAUUUCUUUCUAUAUCUAAGGUUGCCUUUUGCAACGACAAACUGAAACUGAUCACUGGUUUAAUUAUGUUUUAGCUAAUGUGUAAGAUAAUCUUGAGUGUAUAUGUAUUUUUUAAGUCAGGCUCCCUCUUAGCAGCUACCUAGCCUGUCCUUAUGUACGGCGUGCUCUACAGUAGGGAUGGAUGUUUCACCAGUAUGCCACAUCUGUAGAUUUAGUUUGACACGUUGCUAAAUUAUUGUCACCUGUCAGCGCGUGAGAGCGAGGGGUUAAUGGCUGUUAGCAAGACGGGCUAACAUGGUCUUCAAAAAUCCAUCCCUGCUGUACAGUCCAGUAGAGUUUGCACUGAGUGAGCACACUCAACACGAUUAAAAAAAAACAAAAACUUGCCACACAAUAACUCUGUGCAAUAACAGAGGCCAGGGUGUUUGAGGGCCUGUGUGAGACACAACAGUGCAUACGAACGCCUCCGAUGUCAAAAGAGUGGAGAACGUCAACGCAACAUCUCAGCUGGCUGCACUGCGUGUGAAUUUACCCGCUGUGUUUCCUUUUUUUUUUUGUUUUUUUAAUAAUGAACUGUGUCGAGUCGGACAGCGGUGAUGUUUUUGACAGUUAUGGGAAGAGACUGUGAGAGGGAUGUUACAAUGAAGACUUGUCAGCACAACGCAGGAGCGUUCUGUGAAACUUUAACUUGAGAUCGGCUGUCUUUGCAUCGAUGCCUCAGAUCAAAGAAACUGGUCAAACAAAGAAAAAAAAGGAGGAAUAACAACAACUGCUGUAUGAAUGGACACCUCAGAAAAAAGGAGGGACUGACAAUCACAGACUUCUCUCUUUCUCUCUCUUCUUCAAGUGACCUACUGUAACAUAGACUACUCAACCAACUUUCCUCUUCUAUGCUGCCUAUACUGUACGUGAUAGUCUUAAACUUUGGUCUCUAGAAGUGCUACUUUUUCUUUUUUUUUUCUUCUCCUUUUUUGUAAAAUGAAAUAACAGCGAGAGGAAUGAACAAAAAUACAUGUACAAAUGUGAAUAAGCUGCUGAAAGAACUAAGCGUCGCUAACUGCUGUGUCAGAGACUGUGUCAGUAUCUAGAUUGUACGAUUUUUUUGUCUUAGAAGCGGAGGGCAGAGAGACUGGGUAGCUACGUGGGACUCACAAAUACAUAAAAUGACAUACAGCAGCCCCCGGGGUGCAGAGGGUUUGCUCAUUCUCCUGGUGGUGUGUGUGUGUGCGUGUGUGUGUUUAGAAGACUGAUUGAUGCCGUAGUGAGUCAGGAGGGAUCCGUAGGCCAGUGUUCAGACUCCGGUCAAAUCCUAGUUCAAAUGCAAUGAGAUUCAAGGGAGGAAUCAGGAAUUGAUUUGUUGUCGCUGUUCACCAAUUCAUGAUAAAUGACUUUACCCAGUCGUGUAGGACUGAGGUUGGUAUUAUGGCAGCUAAGAUUUAUGGAAUCACUCAAUUGCUUUAUUUAUGACUCAAAAAAAAAUCCGCCUUCUUCUCCACACAGCUCACUAAAGCCUGGGUUUCACAGAGGUAUAUCAGCAAUAUUAAUGGAUAUUUUCUUUUGCCUCACUACAACAUAAAAACGGCACUGAGUUUGGGCUAAACCAUGUGACUCAGCAGCAAGCACAUUCCUCAUACAGAUACUCAUCACAACUUUGACUGUGUUAUGAUCCAUAUCACAUUUAAUCCCCCCCCCCCCUCUCUCUCUCUCUCUCUCUCUCACAACUCUCACAUCACAGUCUGAGCUAAUAGAGCUGAAAUAUCACAAAGGUCAUCUUUAAGAUUAGCUUUGUGCUUGGAUGCUUCUGGAGCCCCAACGCCCCGACGAAUGUAACACCACAAAAACUGCUUAACUGCUGCAAAAAAAAAAAUGAAACUGUGAUUUGCUACAUGCAGUAUCUCUGUUUUUCAGUAUUUUUGGUUCUGUGCUAUUUGUCUCUGUGUUUAGAGGGUUUUUUCUGCCGCCACCGUGGUAGCGAAAAAAAAAAAGAA